UUUCGUCGUUGUUCUGAUCGGAUGGCGAUGAAUUAACGAAUCUUUCGCUUUGAAAAGAUCCCAACCAACCGCAUCGUCAUCGUUGACAAAAGAUAGUUGCAUUAUAAAGUUCCUCUUUUCCCUCUGAAUAUUCGACACCCUGAAGACUUCAGUUUUGAGCUCGGCGUGAAUUUACAUAGUCGGGAUCGACUUCUCUCUGCUCAAAAUCCAACCUUGACGUUGUUUAAAUUAGGGUUUCUUCGGAGCUAAUUGAGCUUUAGUUUUCCCCUUUUUUGUUUUUAAGAAAAUUUGUAAUAAAUUCGGAGGUGGAUUGGUCGAUAGUAUCAGUUGUGAUGCUUCUGUAUCGCGGGAAAUUUUGAAACUCAGUUCUUCUGGAAUAAAGAAGAACCGAUAAGAUUUUUUUUUUUACCAAAACAGGAAAAUGGCAACUCCAGUUGAGCCUCCAAAUGGUGUUCAUUACCAAGGAAAACAUUACUAUUCCAUGUGGCAAACGUUGUUCGAAAUCGACACCAAAUAUGUGCCCAUCAAACCUAUUGGAAGAGGCGCAUAUGGGAUCGUUUGCUCCUCUGUGAAUCGAGAAACCAACGAGAAAGUUGCCAUUAAAAAGAUACACAAUGCCUUUGACAAUCGUGUUGAUGCUCUGAGAACACUGCGUGAAUUGAAGCUUCUCAGGCAUCUUAAACAUGAAAAUGUGAUUGCUUUGAAAGAUGUCAUGAUGCCGACUCAUAGGAGAAGCUUCAAGGAUGUUUAUCUGGUUUAUGAGCUUAUGGAUACCGAUUUGCAUCAAAUCAUUAAGUCUCCUCAAGUGCUUACCAAUGAUCACUGUCAGUAUUUCCUCUUCCAGUUGCUUCGAGGCCUAAAAUAUCUUCACUCAGCAAAUAUUCUCCACCGAGACUUGAAGCCUGGAAACCUUCUUAUCAAUGCAAAUUGUGACCUUAAAAUUUGUGACUUUGGACUGGCUCGCACUAGCAAUGCCAAGGGUCAAUUCAUGACAGAGUAUGUUGUCACUCGCUGGUACAGGGCCCCUGAGCUUCUCCUCUGCUGCGACAACUAUGGAACAUCUAUUGAUGUUUGGUCUGUUGGAUGCAUCUUUGCGGAGCUUCUUGGCCGGAAACCCAUCUUCCCCGGCACAGAGUGUCUCAAUCAACUUAAACUGAUCAUCAACAUCCUUGGCAGCCAGAAGGAGGAGGAUCUUGAAUUUAUUGAUAACCCCAAGGCAAGGAAAUACAUCAAAUCACUUCCAUAUUCCCUUGGAAGCUCCUUUUCCCAUCUUUAUCCGAAUGCCCAUCCUUUGGCAAUUGAUUUACUGCAAAAGAUGCUUUUUUUGACCCUUAAAGAAGGAUUAGUGUAACUGAAGCGCUCCAACACCCUUAUAUGGCACCAUUGUAUGAUCCAAACUCUAAUCCUCCAGCCCAGGUGCCACUUGAUCUUGACAUAGAUGAGGAUUUAGGGGAAGAGAUGAUCAGAGAGACGAUGUGGAAGGAAAUGCUUCAUUACCAUCCCGAAGUUGCAACAGUCGAUGGCAGAGUGUGCGUCUAAUCUAUUUUUCUUCCACUUGGUUCAGUAGUCAAGUCAAUGACAACGUCUUACUGCUGAUGAGCCUGGUUUUUCUUUGUGAUGUUAGAUGCUAUAUUUAUGUAUUCGGAACUUAUUAUAUAUUUCCCAUAAUGUUGAAAAACAUAUAUGAUGUGUUAGUUGUCAGUUGGGGACCAUAUCAUGUAAACUAAAUUUUGCGUCAAGAGCUUGAGCUUCUUUUAGUGCUCAAGCUCUUAACUGUAGAAGUUCUGUUUCCUUUACAAACUUGUAUAGAAGGGUGCUGUU
This is a messenger RNA of Hibiscus syriacus, 1821 nucleotides long. Its product is annotated as mitogen-activated protein kinase homolog NTF3-like. Gene Ontology annotation, molecular function: MAP kinase activity; ATP binding. The record is from RefSeq and is a predicted model, not a curated record. Gene Ontology annotation, cellular component: cytoplasm; nucleus. Bases 422 to 1351 code for a protein of 309 amino acids. Lineage: Eukaryota; Viridiplantae; Streptophyta; Magnoliopsida; Malvales; Malvaceae. The transcript is spliced from 3 exons. Gene Ontology annotation, biological process: intracellular signal transduction; protein phosphorylation.